Molecule: messenger RNA, 415 nt
Organism: Staurois parvus
Lineage: Eukaryota; Metazoa; Chordata; Amphibia; Anura; Ranidae
Source: the annotation of a GenBank genome assembly
UUAGUGAUUUUAGUGAAUGUCACUGUUUGUCAUUUUCAAAUUUCCUGCCGUUCCAUCCCCGUACGUCCUGACGCUCGCAGGGGACGGAACCCAGAUGACAGAUGCCGGCAUCCGCCGGAUUACAUUGCCGGGGACACUGCAGGGGGGCAUCGCGGGAACGCAGGACAAGGUAAGUGAUCGAGAGAUCGCGGAGCAACGCCGCAUGGUAUUCCCGAGUGUAGCUCGGGGUUACCGCUUGUGGUGCUGAAACUUAACCCCGAGCUACACUCGGGAAUACCGCCAGGGAGGUUAAAGAAUACCGCCAGGGAGGUUACAGUACAGCAAUGUUACUGAGAACUGUUGUACCCGAGUUGCCUGUGUUAUCAAUACUGAUUCCAAAUUGUUUUGGGACUGUUAAGUAACCACCUUGCCGCUG